Molecule: messenger RNA, 2520 nt
Organism: Moneuplotes crassus
Lineage: Eukaryota; Ciliophora; Spirotrichea; Euplotida; Euplotidae
Source: the annotation of a GenBank genome assembly
UUUCAAAAUAUCAAGGAAAUCCAAAAAUGGAAUCAUUACCCCAAACCCAGUCUCUUGAAGAGACUAAGGCCACUUUUGCUGUCCUAAACGACGCUAGCGAAGGAGAGGACUCUGAUAAGAAUGAAGGCGAUUUUAACGACUCAGACUUCUAUGACGAGAAGGGAAUGUACAAACUAGGAGGCACAACAGAGGAAAAGAAAACAGAGAAAAAGAAGGUUCGAGUUAAAAACCCUCAUAACCGGCUACCUACAGUGGAAGAUGAGGAGAAUUCUAAGUUCUCUAUGAAGUUUAUGAGGAGAACAGAUUACUCUAAUAAGCAGAGGAAGGCUUAUUAUGAUUCAUUGGAGAUUGACAUGGAUGCCCUUGUAUGGGAAUUAGGACAAAUUGCUGAAGAGACUGGAGGAAUUAACAUUACAAUGAUUGCAGAGAAGCCUUCAGCUGCCAAAGAGAUCGCAAAUGCUCUCUCAAAAGCACAAUGAGACAAAAUAACCCGCAAAUCUAUUGAAAGAUAUGAAUUUUAUGGAAAAUUCAAGGGAAUUGAAGCAUUCUUCAUUGUAACUUCGGUUUAUGGGUUUCUGUAUAGAACCCACUAUAAGAAGCAGGUUCAAAGCUACGAUUUAGAUCCUCAUAAUUUUCUUGAUGAUCAGCUCACAGAUUACCCAUCAGACUUCAAAGAGAGAAGAAGGAGAGGGAAAUUCUCAACCUCCAACAUAAUGGAGAAUCUUGAGUAUGUGCUCUCAGGAUCUCAUUUGAUAAUAUUCUGGACUGAUAAUGACGUUGCUGGAGAAAAUAUCUGCUUUGAAGUUCUCAAGUUCAUUCAAAAAAGACGGAUUGAGUGCCAAUUUCAAAAUACCUUAAGAGCCCAAUUCUCUAGUCUGUCACAUAUUGAAAUAAGAGAGAGCUUUGAUGAUCUGAGAUACAGGCCUGACAAAGCAAAAUCAAUGGCAUGCCAUGCAAGAGAUGUUAUUGACUUAAGAGUAGGAAUAGCAUUUACUACUUUCCUUACAUAUGAAAUUCAGAAAAAGAUCGGGAAGAAUUUAGCCAAAAGAAUAUCAUAUGGUCCUUGUCAGUUCCCUGCUUUCUGGUUCUGUUACAAAAGAUUCAUUGAAAUCAAGAACUUUGAACCUUACAACUAUUGGAGAGUAAAAGCUACUCUCAAUACUAAAAAUAGUGACAAGAUUGAUGUGUAUCUUGACGAAGAGUUCAAAGAAAAAUCUAAAGCAGAAGAAAUGGUCAAGAAAAUUACAGGUACCACAGCUAUCUUUGCUAGGACAGAUAGCCAAACGGUAAAAAUCCCAAAGCCUCAACCUAUUAAUUUGCUCUUGAGUUCUUCUGAAGAGCUUGGCUAUACUGCUAGUAAGACUUCAAGGAUUGCUCAGACUUUGUACAGGAAAGGAAUGAUCAGUUAUCCCAGAACUAAUAGUAGGCAAUACAACUAUGGCUUUGAAUACGUCCCGAUGCUUGAGAGCUUCUCAAUCAAAGGAGAGUACAAGCACAUUGCUAAGGACCUCCUCAAAAGAAUCAAUAAGAGCAAGGAGGAGGAAGAGUUCUCCAAGUAUGACAUACAGCAGUGCAGGAAGAAUGAAUACCAAGCUCAUCCUCCUGUCUAUCCAGUUUCGAUGCCUUCUAAGCAUGGGAUUUUAAUCAAAGAUUCUGAUUCUUAUCAUCUUCAUAACUUAGUUAUGAAGCACUUCUUAUCUACACUUGAUAAAGAAGCAGUGGUGCAGACUCAUAAGGAUAUAGUGAAGAUAGGAGAUACAGAGUUGUAUUCUCAAAGUUCAGAGUUCACUGAAAACACCUUUACCAAGUAUUACAGACCUAAAGGAGUUAAGAAGCUGCUCAAACAUCUGGAUAAGCCUAGACUUACCGAAGAAGAGUAUGAUAUAUGCUCAAUUACUCUUGAGGAACUUCAGAAGCCACCUCCUGACUUCUUAUCAGAGCCUGAGUUAAUCCAGCUUCUUGAACAACAUAAGAUUGGAACUGAUGGAACAAUUCCUGACCAUAUCAACAAAAUUGUCAUGAGAAAGUAUGUUACUGAAGUAAACGACCCAAGAUGUUUCAUUCCAACUUCUCUCGGUUUCUGCCUUGCCGAAGGAUUUCUUGAAAUCCAGCCAGAAUUGAUACAUCCUGAUGUAAGAAGAUUCAUCUUAAACGGCUGCUCAAAGAUUGAGAAUUAUGAAUUAUCUUAUGAUUCUAUCCAACAUGAGUUCAUUCAAGUCUUCAGAGCUAAACUUAAUGUUUUUAUGUCCAAGUUCAAGAAAAUCAAGCAGAACCUCGAAAGAAUGCAGGAUAUUGGAACUAUGAUUGCCAACGUGAAAAAGAAAGUAAUCAAGGAUGGCGAAGAACCGAAGGAUAUCAUUGAUGAGAUCACCGAAGAUUAUCUCGUUGCGAAGCAAGAAACUUUUAUAGAGAUAUCAGACAAACUUGGGCCUGACCACACUAGCAUAUCAACAUAAUGCAAUGCUUCUGAAUACGGGUAAUCGGUCCCUGGCCUAAUGUGGAAGUUAAGAAUCUUACUCC